Molecule: messenger RNA, 1655 nt
Organism: Parasteatoda tepidariorum (common house spider)
Lineage: Eukaryota; Metazoa; Arthropoda; Arachnida; Araneae; Theridiidae
Product: PI-PLC X domain-containing protein 3
Biological process (GO): lipid metabolic process
Molecular function (GO): phosphoric diester hydrolase activity
Source: RefSeq, a predicted model, not a curated record
CUCGCAAUCGGUGGCUCCUCUGUUGCCAGCUGAAGACUCGCUUGUCAACCCCAAAGAGGCUGACCUCUAAUAACAAAAAACUUUUUUAAAAAGUAUAUCGCUUUAGUAUAUUAUCAUUACCUAUAGCCUUGUCAGCUGAGAGCGGGUCAUGUUUAGAAGAAGACCUGAUGUUCGAAACGCUGACUGUACGUGAUAGUGUUGCUGUUGCUGCAACAUGGGUGGUGGUGUCGUUGAGAAAAGGUUGCUUGUUGGACUUUGAUAAUUGCCCUCCUAAUGCAGCAGAAGCUAGGGACGUGGCGGAAUGCUGCAGCUGCACAAGUUGACGUUUAAAGUGAUCACAUGGACAGUGGUCAUCCACUUAACCUUCACGGGAGCCAAAUGCUGGGUCACUUCACAAAGAAUAGAUGUCGAAGAAAAAACGCAAACACCCAGAGUGAUACUGACAGUGAGCUCAAUGGCUUCUCAUACACCUGAAGGCGUGAUCACAGAACGCUUGUUGGAACUGAACUGGUACGAUGCACCCCCUGGCAUGAAUGAGGACCCUACCUCAUGGGUAGGCCUCUUCAAUCAUGAUCCUGCAGAGGGCAGCCACGAUCCUUUAGAAGUGGUUCCUACAAGAAACAACCCUGAAGGAUACUAUAGGACAAGAGUUUCAUUUCCUAGAAUAGAAUUUUUUGAUAAAAAGCUCAACGAUGGUUGCUUAGGGUAUUGGAUAGGUUAUAUUAACCUAAAUCGAAUAGUUGCCAAAUCAUGCCUAAGAGCCAGACCACGCUGGAUGUACGAAAUGAAAGACAUUAUUGGAAACCGAACACUGAAAGAACUUAUGCUUCCUGGAACUCACAACGCGGGAAGUUACGAAAUUUACAGACCAGACAGAAACACGGUUAAAGUUAAAUAUCAAAUAUGUCAUGACGAAGAUGUAUUCAACCAACUAGUCUACGGCAACAGAUUUUUAGAUUUCAGAGUCAUUUUCAAACACGUCGCUGGGAGCAAAGAAAAGUUCUGGAUUACACACAGUAUUCUAAGAACGAACAAUUCCGUCAGAGACGUUCUGACACAGGUCAAACGAUUCCUCGAUAAUACGAACGAAAUCGUUAUUAUCGACUUUCACUUGUUUUACAUGGGUUUCAUUGAUAGCUGGGUAGAUGAUCGGCACAAGGAACUUAUAAAUUUGAUUGUUGGAAUUUUGGGGCCGUACAUGAUGCCAAACUCAUAUGGAUCUUCCACAACUUUGAAUGAAAUGUGGAAAAAUAACAAACGAGUGUUAGUCGGUUAUGCAUCCAAGCAAGCGAUUGAAAGUAAUCUCCUAUUUCCUGGGGCAUUUCACUUGUGGGGAAAUAAAGAAACUCGACCAGAGUUGGAAGACUUCUUGGAAAGGAAUAUGUGCCAUUUUUAUCACAGGAACUUGUGGUCAGCAAUGGCUGAACUGACGCCAAGUACUUCAGGAGUAAUUAUUGAUAAGUAUGGUGGUCUCAGGAAUUUAGCUCAAGAUGUUAAUCGCCACAUUACUAAAUGGUUUAGAGAAAGGUGGUGGAAGUGUGCCAACGUUGUUUCCACGGAUUUCUUCCUCGGUAACAAUUUAAUCGAUGUAUCUAUUGAUGCAAAUGCCAAGAAGUUUACAAGAAAAUAAAGUUUUAUUUAUUUGUUGGUUUUAA